Chrysemys picta bellii (western painted turtle) is the source of this 1936-nucleotide messenger RNA. The record is from RefSeq and is a predicted model, not a curated record. Lineage: Eukaryota; Metazoa; Chordata; Testudines; Emydidae.
UACAGGACAUCUACUGUUGUUCCAGUGCGCUGUUCCCAGCCACCCCACCCCAGAAGCAGACGCAUCUCAGCUCUGGGUGAACAACCCCUGGGCAGUGUCGCUGUGUGGCUGUUCCCCAGCUGCACUGCCUGGAGGUAGCUGCAUCUCAGCUCAGGGUCUGUCCCAGCCGGAUGCCCCAGCCAUGGGCAGAGUCCUGCCGCCACAGCACGACGCCGGGGAAAGGGAGCUCCCGCCUCAGGGCCCCCUCUGGAGAGCAGGGGGUCCUGCCACGCUGAGGGUCCUGCUCCUCGCCCUGCUCUGGAGGGGGUCCCUGUCCCUGGAGUCUGGUUAUUCCCUCAUGGUGCCGCAGUCGGUGUCGGUGCAGGAGGGUCUCUGCGUUCUCGUCCCCUGCAACUUCACGUACCCAGCCUCGUACGACACCAACAAUCCCUCGGCCCAGCUCUACAGAUACUGGUACAAGGAUCCAGUCAAUGUGCACAAUGAUCCUCCCGUGGCCAGCAAUGACCCAAGCCGGAACGUGUCGCAAGACACCCAGGGCCGGUUUCGGCUGACGGGGGAUCCGGCGCCCGGCGACUGCUCCCUGCAAAUCAGCGACGCCCGACGAACGGAUGCGGGGAGAUAUUUCCUUAGAGUCGAGAAAGGAGACUUUAAAUACAGUUACCGCACCAAUAACGAUCACACUUACCCUGUGCUAGAGAUCUCCGUGACACGGCUGACGGAGGAGCCAGAGAUCCAGAUCUCGCCAGUGUGGGGUCCGCCAGGGACGCUGCUGGCUGGGGAGCCAGUGAAUGUGACCUGCACGGCCCCCGGGCUGUGCUCCGGGCCCCCUCCCCGAGUCACCUGGACGGGGCCAUUCAGCGACACAGCCCAGAAUGUCUCAGCCCAGCUGGCAAAUGGCACCUGGGCCCACAGCUCUGAGCUCAGCUUCACGCCUGCCCCGGGGGACGAUGGCAAAGAGCUUGUUUGCAAGAUCACAUACCACCCACCACGGGGACCUUCCACCAGCAGAACCGUCCGGCUCCAUGUCGGCUGCCCCAGUCCGACCCCGAACGUCUACACAGACCUCGGAGGAAACGUCCGCGCUGCAAUCAAAGACCCGGAGCCCAAACUCCACGAGCCCGACCGAACGGACCCAGGCUCUGAGUUCCGGGGCGACUCCCUGCGGUUCCUCUGCUCAGUCUCCAGCAACCCCCCUGCUGCGCUGGGCUGGGUGAGGGGGGGCCGAGCCAUCGAGGACACCCGCCCCAUGGAGGAGAAUCAGCUACGGCUGGAGCUGCCCAACAUGACGGCCGAGGACGGGGGGCUGUACGGGUGCUGGGCCCGGAGACAGAAGAGCUCUGCCCAGGGGACGUUCCAGCUGCUCGUCGAGUACAGCCCCCGGCCGGGGACUGGGCUGAACUCGUCCUGCCAGCGCCAGGGGCCCAGCGUCAGCUGCAGCUGCUCCCUGCGCUCCCACCCCCCACCACGGCUCCAGUGGCAGGUGGACGGGGAGCCCCUGGCUGGGAACAGCUCGCAGGGGGCCCUGCAGGUCAGCGCAUGGGCCCAGGGGGAUGAGGCCAUCAGCACCCUGAGCUGGACGGGGAGUGGGGACGGGGGACCCCGGAUCUUCUGCCUCGGCUCCAACCCCCACGGGAACUACACCGCCCUGCACUUUGACUUCAGCCUCCCACGGAGAGGGAUCCAGGCCGAGCACACGGCCGACGAUGCCAGCCUGAUCUACAGUAACAUCCCCACCAUGCCCAUGCAUCACAAGACUCCAGCCACCCACCGGACCAAAGGCGCCCAGGAGGGGGCUGCCACAGCACAGGCCCCGCUAGGCCCCGGGGAGCCAGACGAGCUGCACUAUGCUGCCAUCGACUUCUCCAAGCUGCAGCGCAAAGGGGCGGAGCCUCCGGAGGCCCCGGCCACAGAAUAUUCUGAGGUCCAGCGGAAAUAG